Molecule: messenger RNA, 834 nt
Organism: Pelagomonas calceolata
Lineage: Eukaryota; Pelagophyceae; Pelagomonadales; Pelagomonadaceae
Source: the annotation of a GenBank genome assembly
AUGGCGGCCGUGCACGUCGUCGGCGCCGGCGCGCUAGGCUCCAUGAUCGCGGCACGACUAAGUGCCGCCGGCGUCGAGACGCGGCUCGUCUUGCGCGCCAAGAGCAGUCGGUGGCGCGCCGUCGACGCCAGCAACCGCGUGCGAGUGCUCGUGGACGGCGCGCCGCACGACGUCGCAGCGGCGCCGGACGCCCGCGAUGCAAAGCUCGUGCUGCUCUGCACGAAGGUCUGGCAGGCGCGCGACGCUUUGAGGGAGGCGAAAACGAGCGCCAGGGUCGUCGCACUCUGCAACGGCGCGCUGUCGCUCGUGGACGACGCGACCAUUGUGCCGGCGGUGACGACGCACGGCUGCUUCGAGACGCAACCCUUCGACGUGACGCACGCCGGCCCGGGCACGCUCUGGGUCUCCGACGAGGAGGCCUUCGCGACGUUGUCAGCUUCAGAGACGCUGAACGUCGUCCGCGUCUCGGAGGUGGAGAUGAAGGAGCGACUCUGGAAGAAGCUCGCCGUGUCCUGCGUGCUGAACCCGCUGACGGCCCUCCAUUCGUGUAGAAACGGCGAGGCGCUGCCGGGCCGGGAAGACGUCUGUCGCGCCGUCUGCGCGGAGAUCGCGUCGCUCGACGACUGCCCCUGCACGGCGGCGGACCUGGAAGAAGCUAUCUAUCAGUGCGUCGCGGAGAACGCGGCGAACUACUCGAGCAUGUACCAGGACGUCGCCGCGGGCCGGCGCACGGAGGUCGACGCGCUGAGCGGCUGGGUCGUCGACCGCGCCCGCGGCGGCGCGCCGGAGAGCGCGCGGCUCGCGGCGGCCGUGCGGGCGCUCUCCCCGCGCUAG